CUUCGGUGUGUCGGUGCUUAAUUCGAUCCGACCACAAUCGAUCGGUGCAUCGGGCCUGCAGGUGCUGAUCACAAUUCACGGCCAGUCUCAGUCGGAAACUGUUUGGUCGCUGUGCUUGCAACGCGUAACGCGUGACCCUGCUGUAGUUUGCCAGCUGUCGGAAGUGGUGUCGUUCAAGUGGUGCUCGUGAUCGAUAAAUAUCCCAACCCCAACACGUCUGGAGCAUCAAGAUGUCGGAUUUUUUUGAUGAUGAGGAACAGAGAAUGCUGAUCAUGCGCAAAGCAUUCCAGAUGUUUGACACGGCGAAAACGGGCUUCAUCGAGACAAUCAAGAUCUCGACGAUUCUCAACACGAUGGGCCAACUGUUCGACGAGGGCGAGCUGCAGGACCUGAUCGAUGAGGAGGACCCCGAAAGUACGGGCCGCGUUAACUUUGACGGGUUCGCCAACAUCGCCUCGAACUUCCUGCAGGAGGAGGAAGAUGCCGAAGCGAUGCAGCAGGAGCUGAAGGAAGCCUUCCGGUUGUAUGACCGUGAGGGUAACGGCUACAUCACCACUAGCACGCUGAAGGAAAUCCUUAAGGCACUCGACGAUAAACUGUCCAACGAAGAUCUGGAUGGCAUAAUCGGGGAAAUCGAUACGGACGGUUCCGGAACAGUAGAUUUCGAUGAGUUCAUGGAGAUGAUGACGGGUGAAUAAGCGCAAACCCUUGCCAAACCUUAAUACGAGUACGCACACACACGCGCGCUAAUUUUCCAGUCACCGUACUUCUUUCCAAUCGUAUAUCCCUGUUACGCUGGUCAACAUGAAGCGAAACGUAGGAUGCCACCAGCGGACUAGUCAUUGCCACGUUGCACACAUCGGUUGGAUGUAUUUUUGUUAGCUGUUAUUAAAUCACUCUCUAUAUGCGCUCCAA
Messenger RNA from Anopheles funestus (African malaria mosquito), 915 nucleotides. It is a transcript of the gene TpnC25D, whose product is annotated as troponin C. Gene Ontology annotation, molecular function: enzyme regulator activity; calcium ion binding. NCBI's taxonomy places the organism in Eukaryota, Metazoa, Arthropoda, Insecta, Diptera, Culicidae. Bases 231 to 698 code for a protein of 155 amino acids. The transcript has 4 exons. The record is from RefSeq and is a predicted model, not a curated record.